Mycena citricolor is the source of this 7233-nucleotide messenger RNA. The record is from the annotation of a GenBank genome assembly. NCBI's taxonomy places the organism in Eukaryota, Fungi, Basidiomycota, Agaricomycetes, Agaricales, Mycenaceae.
CUUUGCUACGCCCCCUCAGGCUUUCACCCGCACUGGCAAGACGACGUAGAAAUGGAUGCCGAACACUAACUUCUCGAACGCCAAUCGUCUCAAGAGUCAAUUCGUGAUGAACGGCAUUCUAGGCGGCGUCCCCGUUUUGAUGUCCGCGUCGCGCAUGCAUAUAAAUUGAUGCGUCUGACAUGCAAAAUUUCGACCCUUCGACCCUCUAUGCGGGAUUUCCCGCCUGAGCUGGUGGAAUUCACGCUCGACUUCCUCCACGAUGACCGCCAGUCGCUCGUCCGCUGCAGCGAGGUGUGUCGCAGCUGGGUUCCGCCGUCCCGCUUCCAUCUCUCCUCGCUCGUCCUCCGGCUGCUCAGCUUCUGCGGGUCGUCCGCCCUGACCAACGCUCCCAAUCACUCCGACACGUGGCUCCUCGACUUGCUGUCCAGUCCCUUGUGCACCUUCGCGCCUUUCGCCGCCCGCCGUAUCUGCAUCUGCUCCGUCAGCUCGGCUGCAGCGCUACAGGAGCUCGACAGAAGCAAACUAUCGCGCUACCCGGACUCGGUGUUUGCGUACGCCCGCGCGCUGCACCUGAAGAGUUCACUUUGGGAUGCGGACAUGGCGGCCAUCGCCGCGGGAAGCAAGCUCAAUCCCAUGACGUGCGCGAAUCUGACGGAGAUGAUCUUGUCGUGUGUUUGGUUCCAGUCAGUGCGGGACUUCACGGCCCUGCUUGCCUCGUUCCCAGGCAUCAGGCGCUUGCGGUUGGACAGGGUCCAUUGGAGGGAUGUAGAGGAAGGGCGCUUGGUGGCACCCAGCAUUGAGUGCACGAGGGAUCUGAGAAUCCUGCAUGUGGACUAUGGCUGCUCCCGUGUAGUCGAUUUCCUGCGCCAUCUCAAACCCGGAGCGCUCCCUCACCUAUCCGCAUUCCACCUCAAAUCGGCGGACGUGGAGCUUGAUCCGUCUCUCGACAUGACAGAGUUCAGUCCCGUGUUCGCUCCUGCGCUAGAGCAGGUCGAAGUCGGCUUCUAUGUGCUGAACCCAUCCAGCCUCCGCAAAUACCGGGUCAACUUGUCCUGCAAUACGAGCCUGCGCAGUCUCCAUCUUAGUCAGAUACAUCUGCAAGGUCCCGGGUCUUCUAUCACUGACCGCGACUACGUCGACUGGAUCACAGCGAUUCUCUCUUCCGUCCACUCAGUGUUUAUCCAAAACAUUAGAUUCGGUAUUUGGAUGAACGCUGCGGAGGAUCUCGACAGCCUUAACUGGACUGAGAUCGGCCGGACUUUGAGAUCAGCUGCCUUCGGUACCCUGCAGCUCGUACAGAUCGAGCUGUUCGGGCUGUGGUGCACGGAUGAGGAGAAGGAACACACAGAGAAGCGGGUGUCGGAAGGUUUGGGCACAGGGAUGGUAUACAAUUUGACUUUCGUUUGGCAUUGAUUCGGCCAUCGCAUGGCCGGUCAUACUUAGAACUCUUGUUAUAAUAUAGCAGUAGGCACCACUAAUACUGAGACUUGGAAACUUCCCAGCCCGUUUCAGACGGAGACGGAUACUAGCCAUUUAUUCAUGACUUCGGAUUGUGCCAGAAUCCGGAUCGCGCCAGAACUAUAGUUGGUGCUUGAUCUACGGAGAAGCCAAACUGCAGAACAAUAUGUUGCUAUCAAGGAUGACGAGGUUUGUGGAUUGUCAGUCAUGUGACCGUAAACCUUUUCAGCAUGGGGCCUCUCUCUCGGUCACUCUUUAUCCCACCGGCCGUUACCAGGUCGGAGCCUUCUUUGUCAAAGUCUUCGCCUCCAGUGGUCGAGAAUUGACAGCUAGAACUGAUAAUCCCACGGUACACCCUCCAUUACGUGUUAUCGCCAAAUAUCGUCGAUCCAUUGUCGUCCCAAACAGGCAGACCAAUGACAGGCUCUCACAGGCCUUCUCUUUUCGACCAGUCUUCAGCUCAGACCAGCCCUUCCUUGAUUCGUAUCAUUCUCUGCACGCCUCUUCAAAAUGCCAGCAGCACGGUCCGCCGAUGACGAUGAACCCUCCAAGACAUCCUUGCCGUCCAACGUGAAUGAUCCUGUCGUAAAUGCCCCUGACUCUGUCGAAGCGCCGGACAACGAACCCUCCUCGACAUCUUUGAAAUCCGGUGGGGAUGAUUCUGAUGUGGAUGCCACUGGCUCUGUGGAAUCGGAAUCGGAAUCGGAAUUGGAGCUCUCCGCGUCUGCAGAGAAUCCAGAUCGUCAACUUUGCAAGAGCAAUUCGCGUCGGGGUCCGAACGGCCAUGUUUGGGCGCACAGCCGGCAAGACAUCUUCAGUCUAUCGAGAAGACUUUGGUCAAUCAGCAUGAUCGAAGUCGCUGAUCGUGAAUAUCCAAGCGAGAAGCCCUUCUCUUCAACGGUGCACAGACACGGCCGGGAGCCCCCUCUCGAGCCAGAGCCUGAGCCACGAAAAAUGCGUAUGUGGCCUGUGCUGACCGUAGAUGGGGACAUGGAGAGUGUGCCCGACGAUCUGCGCGAUAUCAGGGACCCAACCGUGCCGAAGGAGAUCCCUGAGUCAAGCUGGAAUCGGACGCCGAAGCUGACACAACGUAUCCCGCCCGAGAUGCUGCCCGAAAUUCUGCGCGUGAAGGAUCGCAAGGACCGCCUGGGGUCCGGCGCGGAGAACUCGAAGGCGGGCAGACUCAAGUAUCAGCGCGUCUAUCCCAGACCAGACCAGUCCAUCGACCCGGACGCCCCCCGCACGCAAGCCUCCCUCGAGUUCCCCGCCGAAUGCGACGUCAUCGGGACCGGGCAUCAUGCCACCGUCUUCCGCGCAGACAUCACCUUCGAAGCGCCGUUCCGCCUCGUUGGAAGCUCUGGCCCUCCUAAGGUCCGUCUCACGGCGAAGAUCACGAACGACGCGAAGGACGACCGAGAUAUGCUCGAGCAUGAGGCACGGUUAUACCCCCGCUUCCCGGAUCAUCUGAGUGAGGACUGGUCGGGAUUCAUUGGGGUAGACAGCAUGGCUGGGGAAGUCUGGGACUACGGGCCUAUCCUUCCUCCUUGCGCGGUCGUUCCCAAGUUCUACGGCUACUAUAUUCCGGUACCGAGUGAGGAUGCAGACAACACUCAAGUCGGAAGGCCGUUUUUGCUGCUCGAAGACUGUGGCAAGCGUAUUGCGCCAUUCCACUUCGAUAAUGACGAGAGGCGCGUGAGCAUCUGUAUAUCGUUCGCACACCGGCUCUUCGACGAGCACGAUUUCAUCCAAGGCUCCUACUAUGAGCGCAACCUGCUCGUCCAACCCGGCCCCUUGACGCAUCCGCCGCAUAUGCGUUCGAAAAAGACACCCUCGUUUCGGCUGAUCGACUUUGGUCGCGCCUCGAUCAAGGCCGACUAUGGGGGUAGCGAGUGGGGGUGGGAUGACGCCUUCCACGAUGAGCGACAGAUGGUCCUGGACACUGUGCUCGGCGAGGUGCAAACCUGGAAGUCGGGCUUCGAGAAGUGGUACUGCGGUGUGCAGGAAGAGUGGCCCAAUUACUAUACGGACCGGGUCUACUGCAUCCCGAAGAGCUUUUGGACGGGCUAUGGUAUCAUGAGAGCCCAUCGGAAAGACGAGGAACAUUGGUACGAUAACGAAUUCAUCCCAGUGCUACUUCGGGUUCCGGGUCUGAACUCUAUCACGCGCUACAAAGCCGCGGACUCUGAGACCCCCACAUGGGUUACGAUGUAUAAUUUUGGGCCGUCGUCUGAGCCCAUCACUACCGAGUUCUUCGCUCCACUGCUUGCGGUGGCCUCUGCCAACAAGACUGCGGUCUCGGCGAACACAGUCAAUGUCAGCCGGUUCAUGUACAAGCACGUAUCGACUUGGACGGCUCCUGGACUGGCCUCCGAGGACGUACCCAGCAAAUUUAUUCUCAUUGCUGCAUUGGACGUACUGCCAGAAAACGAAGAGGAUUUCAAUCGGUGGUAUGCAGAGGAACAUACCGAGAUGUUGUCAAGAGUACCGGGCUGGAAAGAGUGCCGGCGUUACAAGACUCUCGAGCACAAGCAGAUAGAGACCCCAAUGACCGUUUCGAAGCCCACGUGCAACUACAUUGCGAUCCACGAAUUCGACAAUGGAGCGUUCCUUGAGACCGUCGAGUUCCAGCAGGCGGUCACCACGGAAUGGAGCGAGCGCGUCUUGGAGAAGUGUGGCACGAAGGAGAAGAGGGUGCUGGCCUUGCAUAAGCAUUAUCGGGUGUAGUUAGCAAGCCUACUAUAGUGCAGCGAAGUGAAUGUAAAUGAACUAUCUUGAUCACAGCAUGUGUCACAUUCUGCCCAUCUUGUCAUGUACCUCGACCCGACUUUAGGUGACGACCAACGUGAAUCAAGGAGGCGAGGGAAUUGGCCGUUCAAGAUGAAGAUGGCAGCACCCGGAAUAUAGGCUUAUCUAAAGCGAUACGGAAGGUCUGGAUUUUGGAAACAGGCGUCAAAUGGGGUCUGGGCAAGGACAGGCGGUUGACGGUUUUCGUCGGCUGAAUAUACGAAUCGCACAAGGCACUUGGCUCUCAAGUUGAUGACUAUGACUUCAGUCCAUGGCGUACUCCACCACCUGCACCCCAGAACUGACACGUUGCGGGGCAUCAGCCCUGGCCCAGACCAUAUAACCCAACUUCUCGUCCUCUAUGCGCCCUACCCAGUCUACGAGGAUACUAAUCACCAGUUAUCCCCGAGUCGUCUUGCGAUAAAUACUAUCAUAGACCAUCGAUUCCGGUGCUGCCCAAGACUCCACGUCUGCCUCAUCGUGCAGUCCCAUUACUCGCUGCAAAACUACUUGCUCACAAACUCCGACGCUAUGAUGCGCAACAGCGGCUCUUCCGGAACCAUCCUCAAUCCUCUCGGCAUUUGCUGCGCGACUCAGCAGCGAUAACCGCAGCGACUGUUGACCGGUGCAUCAAUCGGCACGCCGGUUUGACCCAAUGGAUAACCUAGGAAGACUUGUCCGACACAUCGCUCGGAACUUUGAUGGUCAUUUCUGAGACCAUAUGACAUCUUACUCGGCUGGGGAUUCCACAUACAUCAAACAAUACAAUGCUCAUAUCGGAUACAGGCGACGCCGAACAAGUUCACCACCCAUGCUUUGCCCCACCUUCCUUCUUCCUCGCCUUCUCCAAUUCCGCGGCUGCGACACUCGCGUGAGAGAUGCCGUCACGAUAUGGAGCUGAGCGCGCUGGGUUGGCGUUCGCCGCGCGUGUCGACCUUGGAUCGAAGGCCCCGUAGCUCUGUGGAUGUCCGGCGACUGGUAUUUGAGGCGGACCUGCAGAGCACAUGUAGUGUGGUGCCGGUGCGAAUGCUGAUUCCGCUGGCCAUGCGGAAUAUGUCGUCCGGCUAGACUCGCUGGCAGUGGCCCAAUCCCUUGUAGCCCGGCUCACCGUUGACUUGAAUGAAACAGUCGUCUCGGAGCAGAACGAAGAUGCAGAGGAUAUGCUCGACGCGUAGGACCAAAGGGCCGGUCCGGUGGAGCUGGGGGCGACUGUCGCCGCGGUUGAUGGAGUCAAAGGCGCCCUGUACCUCAUCCGCGUCACAUGGUCUGCGAGCGGCCCGGGUGGCGUGGUCCGACUGCGAGAUAUCUGGGGUCCAGCGUAUCGCUUUGCUUCGGAGACGCCAAACAGGACUUUCUCGCUUCCCGUCGACCCACACUCCCAUGUGUCACCUCCCACAGAAGCGUGGUCGCUUCCAGGAGCGGUCUCGCCCUCUUUGGAGACAUCCACUCGUGGCAGCAGCAAAUGUCUGAAGAAAGACUCUGGCGUUAAGCAACCGGAUUCCUGAGUAGCGGAGAUGGGGAUUUGUGUGCCUGUGGGUGUGGGUGUGGGAAUGGGGCGAGGCUGCCCAGGGGACGCUUGCUCUCGAUAGCGCCGUGGAUCAUCUUGUGAUCCUUGCAUGUGGUGCGGCGAGCGUCUGCUGUGGGAGAUCUGCGCAGGCCCUACAGGCACCGCAUUCUUUUUCGCUAGCUCUUGCGCAGCGAACUCCUUCCAACUUCGGUUCAUCUGGUCCCCGUAUUCACGCAACAGCCCCACCAUCUUCUCGUAAUGCUUGUGCUGAAGCACCUUCUGCUUGGCCGGGUCCGAAGCAAUCUUCUCAUCAUAUAAUGCCAGGAGCAACUCGGUAUCCGCGUGGAAAGCCAUGCAGUGGAAGCGCAAGAGCUGUUCAAUCCGAGUGGGAAAGUCCAUCUCGAGGAACUUGCGAUGUGCAUCGGGUUUCUCGUUUCUUUUGCCCAUGAGGAGGACUCGUAGCAGGGUGGGACUGUAGUACUUGUUCUUUGAUGGGUGUUCCUGGAUGAAAUUCCGUAUUUGGAUGGCGACAUCCUGGAAGAUGGGGAUCAGCAUGAUUAUCCGCUGCACGGAUGUCAUCGUGCGCUCCAAUGACAUGCAUGAUAUCUUCCUCGACGAACGCACGGAACUUGUCCUGUUCUUUCUGAGCUUUGUCGCAUAAGGCCAUCACCUCUUUGAAGCAUCCUUUGCCGACGAGGGUUGCUAUGUGGCUGGCCAGCUGCGUGUGCUUGUCCCGGAGGAUCUCCUGCAGCCGACUGUCCAUCUGGAUGCGAGCUUGGGCUGUCAGCAGGUGCCGCCGUGCUUCUUCGUUCGCAGCCCAUCGGUUAUCGAAGGCAUUCAUGUUGUGCAGUGUAUCGUUGUUGGUCGCGCAAGUCCUGUGGUCAGGGAGGGGGCCAAGUGCAAGGCGCUGACGCCGUUGACUCCCUUGAAAUAGCCAUGGCUGCCUUGCGCGCCUAACACUAUUCAGUCCUGUGCUUGUCUGUACUCAAGCGCCCGUCGAUUGUUCCUCUUCUGGUGUUCGGUCUUUCCUUAACAUGGGAAAGACGGCCACACCGGCUGUUGGCCCACGUCGUACUCAUAGUUGAAGCUUUGAGAUCGUACGAGACAGGUGCUUAGCGAAUAUUUGGACUUGGUACAUUCUUAAGGCUCCCCGAGCCGGGCGCACUCGUAUCUUCCACUGAGCGAUACAGCUAUUGCUGUGAGAAACGUCGCCUUCGUGUGAACUCGGAGAACUGAUUCUCCGGACGAAGCUAUUGAACGUGGAGUGAGAAAUGAUGUACAAGCUCUCCGAAGAAGUCGGAGCUACCUUAAAUCCGACUCGUUCAUGACUGCCAAGAAGUAAUACUUAUGAGUGUGGUUAAUAUGGACUACGAGCAGCCAGGCCCUUGCUAGGUCACUAUUAUUCAUAUUCGGGGUGUGGAGCUGCAUGGCGCGAUGGCCGAGUGGUUAAGGCGACAGAUUCGAAUCACCCUUAUCUGUUUCGG